Molecule: messenger RNA, 2254 nt
Organism: Austrofundulus limnaeus
Lineage: Eukaryota; Metazoa; Chordata; Actinopteri; Cyprinodontiformes; Rivulidae
Product: CD209 antigen
Exons: 7
Coding region: 126-1514 (462 amino acids)
Source: RefSeq, a predicted model, not a curated record
GAUAGAUGAACAUUACACAAAGAAAACACAACUUAAUGUGUCUCGGUUCGAAAAAUAUUUUUUCAGAACAUCAGUUUUCUGGCUUUUAACCAAAAUAGACUCCAGCUCAGGAGGCAGAUGUAAGAAUGGCCGUCGAGUACCGUGCCUCCACCAAGACAGACAUGGACAUCGACGACAGUAAAAUUGCGUACAAACAGUUUUUUUCAGAAGAGAAAUUUCUCACUUCAGUUUAUUCAUUGAGAAACAGGCCUUUUAAGAUUGCUACAGUUUGCCUCGGCGUGCUGUGCGUCCUCCUGGUGGCUGGGCUCGUAGGUCAAAGUGUCCACUAUCAAAAUGUAAGGAAAGGACAUGAGAACAGUCUGAAGACCCUGAGCACAGAAAAAGAGAAUCUGCAACAAAACCUGAAGAACACCCAGAGCGAGAAAAAAAAUCUCGAAAGUUCCCUUGAUCAAUUGCAGCAGCGUAACAAUCGCUUGACACGGGCCAAGGAUCAAAUKCAGACAAACUUAGAUUCCCUGACAAAAGCGAGAUCGGAUCUUCAAGUCAAGCAAAGCCAGCUGCAGGCCAGCCAGGAUGCUGCGAAAAAAGCAGUGGAACAACUAAACACCACAAACGUUCAGCUACAGAAGGACAAAACUGCCCUAACAACAGCCCAGAACAACCUCCAAAAACGAUACGACUCAGUCRCACAAAGAUUUAAAGAGCUGCAGACCACCUGUGACUCUGUGACCCAAGACAGGGACAACCUGCAGAACAAAUACAACAACGUGACCAGAUCCAGAGAGCAGCUGCAGCUGAGUUACAACAACCUGAUAAAGAAGCUUGAGGACCUUCAGAGCAUGUUCAAUUUCUCUAACAGCGAGAAGGACCAGAUAUCCAGCAGCCACCAAAACCUGACCGCGCAGAUGAGAACUCUGCAGGACACGUACAACGCCAUUAAAAAGGCAGAAAACGAGCUUCAGGCGUCGUACAAGUCUGCUCUCACUCAGAAGCAGGAGGCUGAAAGUCUUCUGAAGAACGUGAUGAYGGAGAGGGAUCAGCUGAAACUGAAAGCUGACAGCCUGACGGCUGAGAGGAGCCAGCUGCUGGAGACCAUCAACAAACUCAACACAACCAUUCAAGAUAAAAAAUGCUCUCCUGGCUGGUCAAAGUUUCAGCACAGCUGCUACUACACUUCUUCAAUUAAGAAAUCCUGGAACCUGAGCAGAGAGUUCUGUCAGAACAAAGGAGCUGACCUGGCCAUCAUCACCAGCAGAGAAGAAAUGAAAUUCAUCAACAGUUUGUACAGCAGUGACAAGGAGGCGUGGAUCGGUCUGAAUGAUGGAGGAGUGGAGGGGCAGUGGAAAUGGGUCGAUGGAACGCCUCUGAACCAGACGUUCUGGGCCAAAAACCAACCCAACAGCCACCAGGGGCGGGACCAGGACUGUGUUGAGUUCUGGCACCGAGGAAUAGGAAUUGGGGACUGGAACGAUGAGAGCUGUACUGUGGAACAAUUAUUCAUCUGUGAGACUUAGUGUCACUGUCUGCUAAUGUGUUGUAUAAAGAAAAUAAAUUCACCAAACAUCCAGGAUGUUCAGACAAAAGCAGAAACAAGCAUCAACCGUUUACCGGUUUAGCUUCUUACACCUACUGUAAAACAGCUGAUYUAGACUUUAAUCAAAACCAAAACUCCUAACUUGUUUUCCUGCUGAUUAUUGAUAAUACGGUAUAUUUAAGAUUUUACAGCUGCAUACUUUGACAGUGUUUGUUUUCAUGCUUUCUGCAAACACUUUGCUUCAACUAAAGGCUCAUUUGCAUACAAAGACCUUUGCAAGUAUUUGUUGAAAAAUGAAAAUUACAAGGUGAUUCAAUUAACUUAUUAUUUAUUUCAUGACUGAGUGAUGACAUAACUCACAUCUUAAAAAUUCCUCCCCUUAAAAAACGUACAAAAAGGUAUUUUUUCCCCAGUGUUUAACUUGUUUUUGUGGGCUGGAUGUAUCAGUACUCACAUUGCACUCAAAAACAGCCUGAAAUCUAUUUGUUUAAAUAUUUCAGAACAGGCAGCUGAUGAUUAAAAAAAAUGCUUUGUAAAAUCUGACCAUGAGGAUUUCAAAUCAUAUUAAGUGCAUUUUMACAAGUUUGUAGUUUUACUGUAUAAAUAUUUCUGUCUUUGAUCAGUAUUGAUUUGCAACAUAAUUAUUUUUAUGACAUUUUGUUUAAAACAAAACCAGUGUCAUGAUUAUUUGAUUCAGUGAAUAAACUUUGUUUUUCUUUA